Molecule: messenger RNA, 489 nt
Organism: Recurvomyces mirabilis
Lineage: Eukaryota; Fungi; Ascomycota; Dothideomycetes; Mycosphaerellales; Teratosphaeriaceae
Exons: 2
Coding region: 1-489 (162 amino acids)
Source: RefSeq, a predicted model, not a curated record
AUGUCCUUCCUCACAAACGCUAGCAUAGAAGUCCCCAUCACAAUCAACGCACCACCCGCCACCGUACGGAAAGUCCUCCUCGACUUCGCCCGCUGGCCAGAAUGGAAGAACAAACAGAACAUCAUCAACCACUUACACGUCAAGACGUCGGACGAUAGUACCGUACUCGUCCAAGACGCCCAAGCGGGAGAUGUGAUGUACAUUGAUUCAGUGCAAUCCGGUGCUGUUACUGCCGAGGUAUAUGUCAACAACGAGCAGACUUUCGGCUACAUAGGCAAGGCAUACGGUUUCACAGCCCGACAUUCAUGGGUUAUGCAACCAGGAGCAGCGGAUGCAGAGACGACGCUUUUCAAGCACUGCGAGCAGUUCUCUGGGCCUACAGCUUGGGCAUUCGGGUAUUGUUCGCCUCUACGCCCGUGGAUACGGGGAUUAUUCGCGGCGUUCAACGAAGAUCUGAAGGCCGCUGUGGAGAGUGGGAAGUUUUGUUGA